Molecule: messenger RNA, 732 nt
Organism: Aspergillus piperis CBS 112811
Lineage: Eukaryota; Fungi; Ascomycota; Eurotiomycetes; Eurotiales; Aspergillaceae
Exons: 2
Coding region: 137-352 (71 amino acids)
Source: RefSeq, a predicted model, not a curated record
CGGUUCUAUCGCGGGUUUAUAAAGACAUCAUCGUCCACCCCAGUUCUGGAGAUUUUCCAAGACACAUCCUUCACCGCUUUGAGCAUUCCUUCGAAUACUAAAUAGAAUUACUACUAUUCGUAUCGAAAAUUCAAACAUGAAGUUCCUCACUAUCCUCUCCACCGCCCUCUUUGUCGCCUUUGUGGCAGCUACUCCUGCCAACGAGGAUAUGGCGAAGCGACAGGCUCUUACCGACGGCUGUCAAACUCAACAGGCUAGUGACUGCUGCUUAUCUUGCUGGGAUGAUUACGUCAACGAUCAUACCUUUGACACGGGCAGCUGUUGCAGGGGCUGUGGCUGUCAAUGGAAUUGAAUAUCCCGCCUAAUACACGGAUACAACCAUUAAGUCAAGGAUAUAAUAUGUGCAAAGAUUGGGCAAGCAUACAGCGACUGGACUGUCUUGAUUCUAUUGUAUCCUAAAAGUAAGAAAGUCGAACAAUGAAGGUUCAAGAUUGAGUGACGACUGAAGAGUGUUAAGUCUUGAUCCAAACUAGUUUGCCAGUAGGCCAAAGCGAUACGUCACUGGCAACCAAGGAGCAGGGUGACUCAAAUAUCUCAUCAUUCCAAUUGGCUCUGUCUCGGUUACUUUGGUGGCUUGAGGGUGUAUUAAGUACUACGUGAAAUAGAUGGAGCGAAGCCGAUCUGCCUCAACUUGCAGGCCAGACUGCUAUCAACAAAUCCAAAGUGAAUAUG